Exophiala viscosa is the source of this 1836-nucleotide messenger RNA. RefSeq lists its product as uncharacterized. The transcript has 3 exons. Gene Ontology annotation, cellular component: plasma membrane. The record is from RefSeq and is a predicted model, not a curated record. Gene Ontology annotation, molecular function: magnesium ion binding; cobalt ion transmembrane transporter activity; cobalt ion binding. The coding region runs from base 170 to 1420 and encodes 416 amino acids. Lineage: Eukaryota; Fungi; Ascomycota; Eurotiomycetes; Chaetothyriales; Herpotrichiellaceae.
UCAACGACGAACGCGCUAAGAAUGAAGUUGUAUGGUUGAACUUCUGGGCCUCGCCCUCGCAGAAGGCUACGAUUGCAGCGGUUGCUAAGAAGUAUGGCAUCUCUCAAAGACUGGCCGGGCUGCUUUGCCCUACAUCGAGAAGGGAGUAUCUGCCACAUCUAGCCAGACUAUGCAGUCCGGUCCCAAACCGCCGGGACUGCAGGACAUCAAUUUCAGCGACGUCGUUCGCGAUCUCUGGCAUUUCUGCUCCGUUGAUUUUGGCGACCGGUACAUCUACGUCGGCUACAACGCUCUCUUCUCUUUACCCGGUGGUGAGAGCAAAGCUGAUAAUAACACCCACAAACCUGACGGCGUGCGCAUCUGGACCUCUUUGCUGAUUUGUGAUGACGGGACGGUAAUAUCGGUCUUUCAGAGGCCCCUCAGACCCGAAGCACAUGAAGUUGCGAGACGGAACGUGCUCAAUGUAUUCGGGCAUGUGUCUUCGCUGCAUGAUAAAGAAGAUGCGCAAACCGCCUUGAUGAAGGUUAGCGUCCGAUCUCAUGAACACUCGGAAACGUCUGGAAAUGGCUUUUCAGAGACAGAAGGCGCGAGUCUUCUGUUCUAUUAUCUGUUCGACGACUGGUGGUCAACGUAUAUGCUGAUCGCACGGAAAGUACAUCCUUACCGAGACACGCUUGAGACUCUGAGACAGAGCAUGUUCGAGGCGGCCAAUCUCGAGCUGAUCAAGCAGGUGCACAACGUCGGACGACAAUUGACCGUGCUCAAACUCAUGUAUCAAAGCUACGAGCUGAUUGUGUCAAGACUGCUCUACCGCCAACGAUCGCCCAGGCAAUCGGACUUCGGGACUCUGGCAACAGUGGAUCAAGGACGGUAUCAUAGUGUUGCUGGUGGCGACCACGCGUCAAGCACACCUGCCACUCACCUGCAGAUGCCGCAGAGUGAGCCCAUGUAUUCUGAUGAAGGAUCUGGGUCGAGCGUCAAGUUGAGCUUGUCCGCGGUGGUUCGGUUUGAAAGAUUGCUCGAUCGGAUCAAAUUGUAUGCAUUGACCGAGAUCGAGGAGUGCUUGAAGGAGAAGGAGUCGCUUGUGUUCAUGAACUUCAACUUGGUAACGCUCAAGGAGUCGCAAGCUGUGGAACGGCUGACUCGCACGACGAUUUUGUUGGCCAAGGCGACCAUCCUGUUUCUCCCAGUCAGCCUGAUGACAGCGUACUUCUCGAUCCAGCUCCCAAAUUCACAUUAUAGUCUCAACAGCCUCAAGACGUACUGGCUGUGUUUCAUGGUUGUCGCAAUCUUGUCUAUCGGGUUUCUGUUCAUGUUUGGGAUCACCACGCAUACUGUCGAGGGUAAGACGAUUUACAGGUCGUUUACCAGAAUGGUGUUGGAUUUCUUUAGCUUUAGAAGAAAACGGAAGACUCAUUGAGCAAAAUUUCCAUCACGAGGUGAUUGUCGACUUUGACCAGGGCAUCAUCUCCCGUUUGGUGCUGUCCCAUUGGUACACGCCACCUUCACCAACAUUGUACCGGUAAUAGUUCUCUGUGCCGGCAGGUAUCAUGGCUCGACGGAAUGUGAUGUUUAUUCGACCUUUGUCGGCUUCGCCACCCUUGCGUUUCGGAAUGCUGUGCAGCCAGUUGGACUGGGUAGGACCACGCAUCAGGACCAUGUCACCGCUGGCGAGGGGGAGUUUGAUGUCUCGAGUUUCCAGUUUUGGUUCGUCUUCUUUGGUCGGUUUGUGCUUCAUGAGAAAGUCUCGUUUGGCUCCUAAUGUGAAAGAGGCAAUGGCUGGGUCGGGGCCGAGGAAACGCUCGUCGUCACUGUGAAAAGAGAUGCUAUCGCUUC